Alosa alosa (allis shad) is the source of this 2894-nucleotide messenger RNA. RefSeq names its product ral guanine nucleotide dissociation stimulator-like. Gene Ontology annotation, molecular function: guanyl-nucleotide exchange factor activity. The record is from RefSeq and is a predicted model, not a curated record. Gene Ontology annotation, cellular component: plasma membrane. Lineage: Eukaryota; Metazoa; Chordata; Actinopteri; Clupeiformes; Clupeidae. Gene Ontology annotation, biological process: Ras protein signal transduction; positive regulation of GTPase activity.
UGGAGAGGAGAGAGGCGGUCUUCUGGAGCAUCGGGGCGGGGACGAGUUGGAAUAGCCAGCCCUCUAUCCCACUCAUAGACCCGCGCAGCCACACCAGUGUAUACAUACAGAGCAUAGGCAAUUUGAGGCGAUGGUGACCGGAUUGUCCGCAGAAACCUAAAAAGAAAUAGUUAGACUCAGACAAACGUCUCGCUUCUGCGUACGUGACAGGCAUACAGUUGCGAUUCUAGACAUGGAGACAAAUCGCCGCGGCUCACAGUGACAAUAACGUUACUUGCGGCCAAAACUUGCGAGAGAGACCAAUGGUCUAUCUAACCGGAGCGCAGUCGGAGACGCGCAGCAGCGUCAAGAAAACCAUCGGCUCCCCCGAUGUCAUGUUCGAUGCCAGCGCCUGGAGGAUCCGCAGCAUCUGGGACGGCGUGAAGUUGGAGGUGGCCGGGGACGCGAGUCCCGUUGUCCUUCACAGCUUCACUCAGCUGGACCCGGACCUUCCGCUGCUGGAGAAUGCGACCCAGGAGAUAGGCGAAGAGGUGGAGGAUGGGGUCUUCACCAUCACCCUGCGCAAGGUGCAGAUGCACCACGCGGCCAGCAAGGGCCAGCGUUGGCUGGGCGUGGAGUCCGAGUCGGCGCUCAGCCUGUACGAGACGUGCAAGGUGCGCACCAUCAAGGCCGGCACGCUGGAGAAGCUGGUGGAGUACAUGGUGACCGCGUUCCGUGGCAACGACUCCACCUACGUCACCAUCUUCCUGUGCACGUACCGCUCCUUCGCCACCACGCGACAGGUGCUGGACCUGCUGCUCAACAGGUAUGCCAAGCUGCAGCAUCUACCAGGCUCUGAGGGGCACAGAUUCACCCACGAUGAGCGCACAGAGCUGAGAAACACCAUCUCCUCCAUCCUGGGGGCGUGGCUGGACCAGUACUCAGAGGACUUCUGGAAGCCUCCAGACUACAGUUGCCUGAGGCAGCUGCUCUCCUACCUGCACCUGAACUUCCCUGGCUCCGACCUGGAGCGCCGGGCCUGCAACCUGCUGGCCCAGUUCCACCGCCGGCACCACCAGGAGCCUGACCAUGAGGUGCUUGAUCACGCCCCGUGCACUUUCACCCUCCUGGAGGAGAACGGCUACGACUACGACCGGCCCGACUUCCUCAGCUUCGACCCCGUGGUGGUGGCGGAGCAGUUCACACUCAUGGACGCGGAGCUCUUUAAGCGGGUGGUGCCGUACCACUGCCUGGGCAGCAUCUGGUCCCAGCGAGACAAGAAGGGCAAAGAACCUGGCGUGGCGUCAGCGCCACCGUGGCCAGUUCAACUCGUCACCCUGGAAGUGGUGGAAGCUGGAUCCGAGGUGGCCAGGGAGUGCCGGAUCCUGAAGAACUUCUCGUCCCUGAGAGCCAUCCUGUCGGCCCUCCAGUGCAACCCGGUCCACCGGCUCAAGAGGACGUGGGACGAGGUGUCCAGGGAGAAUUUCCGCAUCUUCCAUGAACUCUCAGAAAUCUUCUCUGAUGAGAACAACCACUCGCUGAGCCGGGAGCUCCUCAUCAAGGAGGGCACGUCCAAGUUUGCCACCCUGGAGAUCAACCCAAAGCGGGCCCAGAAGAGACAGCAGCAGCAGCAGAGAGACCUGAGUGUGAUGCAGGGGACCAUUCCCUACCUGGGCACGUUCCUCACAGACCUGGUGAUGAUGGACACUGCCAUGAAGGACCACCUGGAUGGAAGUCUCAUCAACUUUGAGAAAAGAAGAAAGGAGUUUGAAGUGAUAGCUCAGAUUAAGCUGCUGCAGCUGGCCUGUAACAACUACAACUUCACCAGGAGCGGCGGUUCGCUGGGUGGUUCUCAGGGUCCUGUGAAACUGAGGGCCCUGUCGUUUCUAACACACCGGAAGGCCAAGAAGAACACAGGCAUCAUCAAGCGGCUGGGCAGUGCUGGUCAGCCUGUGGGAUGGGGCCGGGCUGCAGCAGUAGGGCAGCUCUCUCACUCCAAGUGGAUUUUGACCAGCUGCGUUCUGGCGAUCUCUCGGCUGCUCAUCGGACAGCGGCGGAGGGGCGAGGCGACUUUCAUCCAGCGUGACCUGACGGCUCAGCAGCCGGACGUGGAGGAGAUCAACAUCAGCUUCAUCUCCGACUCACCGGACUCUCAGGAGAAAAAGACCUCCACGCCCUCCGUAAAACAUUCCAAUUCUACCUUAGGGAAGUGCGGCCCCAUAGCUGACCUGGCACCCACGUUCUGGGAGUCCACCUCUCUGUCAUCUCUGGACGCCUCUGGAAUGGGCUCGGGCUCAGGCUCCAGCAGCGCCUCAUCCUCGUCGGUGUCCUCCACGCCGGUGACGGCGUCACGCUCGCACAAGCGCUCGGUCUCCGGUGUGUCCUGCUACUCCUCCCUCUCGCUGCCCCUCUACAAUCAGCAGGUGGACGACUGCUGCAUCAUCCGCGUCAGCCUGGACGUGGACAACGGCAACAUGUACAAGAGCAUCCUGGUAACAAGUCAGGAUAAGACCCCAGCAGUCAUCAGGAAGGCCAUGGUCAAACACAACCUGGAUCGUGAGCGACCAGAGGACUAUGAACUGCUUCAGAAGAUCUCAGAGGAGAAGGAGCUGAAGAUUCCAGACAAUGCCAAUGUCUUCUAUGCCAUGAACUCGUCCGCCAACUACGACUUUGUCCUGAAGAAGCGCGGAUUCCCCCGCGCAGGCCGGACCAAACACGUGGCCAGCUCCACGCUGCCGCGCAUGAAGCAGAAGGGCCUGAAGAUCGCCAAGGGCAUCUUCUGAAGCGCUCGGACUGAGCUGGGCACAGGCCAAUUCUGAGAGUUUGCUCUCUUCUCUCCUGUUUGGUGACACCUGCUAGCUCUCUGGCGGUUGCCUUUUGUCGAUGAAAGGGGGAAUGGGUUGUUGGUUCCCCAG